AUGACCGACAGAGGACUUAGGGAUCCUCCAGAGGACCCUCAAAAGGAUUUGGAAAAUGACCCAUCAAUAAAUUGUCAGGCACAGGAGACUACAGUCACAGCAAGUACCACUGAAGAAGCACAGACCCCACACCCUGCCUCUGGUCUUAACAAAGACCACCAAGAGGUAGAAUCAGUUGGUCCAGGAAGUACAGACACAGAUGAUCAAUCAGAAAGUCCAGAUGAAACAGAUUAUAGGAAAUACCCAAAGGAAACAGAAGGUGAGAACAGCCAGAGUUUCCAGGGUGGAGAACAAGGGCAUCAGCUCCCUUCAGAAAGUCUGGGUGAAGACCUCUUGGAUCCAGAACCCAACUGUUCUCCAAGUGACAAGGUGGGAAGAACAGACGCACACUUAGUGAGCAGCUCUGCAGCCCUCCCCGAGCAUCAUGUGAGCGACAGACCCGGAGCUUUGCAGGAGCCACCUGUCCUUGACCCUCAGGAUACCCAGAGUCCUGGGCAUUCCAGUGCACAGCUGGAGAGCCAGGACACACUGAGGAAACGACUGCUGGCACCAGAGGUUGAGAGACAUCAAGAAGAAACACAAAAAUUGGAAGGAAGCCAAGAGAAUGCACCGGAUACCAUAAGAAAGAUUAAUAAAAAGGAUUUUCUGGGCUAUGCCUCCAUCUUUCUUGGCUUCCUGGUUCUGACUCUUGUUUUGCUAAGUUCUGUUAAUAGCUAUUAUUCCUCUCCGGCCCAGCAAGUGCCCAAAAAUCCAGCUUUGGAGGCCUUCUUGGUUCAUUUCAGCCAUUUGAAGGAUAAAUUUCCAGGCCAGAGUUCCUUUCUGUGGCAGAGAGGACGUAAGUUUCUCCAGAAGCACCUCAAUGCUUCACAGCCCACUGAGCCAGCCACCAUCAUAUUUACAGCAGCUCGAGAAGGAAGAGAGACCCUGAAGUGCCUCAGCCACCACGUUGCGGAUGCCUACACAUCUGCCCAGAAAGUCUCUGCCAUUCAGAUUGAUGGAGCUGGAAAAACCUUUCAGGACAGUGAUAAGGUCAAGCAUUCAGUUGACAUGGAGCUGAGCUCUGGAUUUGAGGAGGGCCGGAAGGCUGCCGUGGUCCACCGCUUUGAAUCCCUUCCUGCAGGCUCCACCUUGAUCUUCUACAAGUAUUGUGACCAUGAGAACGCUGCCUUUAAAGAUGUGGCCCUGGUUCUGACCAUCCUACUGGAGGAGGAAACAUUAGAAGCAAGCGUCGGCCCAAGGGAAACUGAAGAGAAAGUGCGAGAUUUACUUUGGGCAAGGUUUACCAACUCUAACACUCCCAGCUCCUUCAGCCACAUGGAUUCAGACAAACUGAGUGGACUAUGGAGCCGUAUUUCCCACCUGGUGCUGCCUGUCCAGCCAGUGAGGAGCAUAGAAGAACAGGGCUGCUCUCUAUAA
This is a messenger RNA of Lipotes vexillifer (Yangtze River dolphin), 1416 nucleotides long. RefSeq names its product torsin-1A-interacting protein 2. Gene Ontology annotation, cellular component: membrane; endoplasmic reticulum. Gene Ontology annotation, biological process: membrane organization; endoplasmic reticulum organization. The coding region runs from base 1 to 1416 and encodes 471 amino acids. Gene Ontology annotation, molecular function: ATPase activator activity. Lineage: Eukaryota; Metazoa; Chordata; Mammalia; Artiodactyla; Lipotidae. The record is from RefSeq and is a predicted model, not a curated record. The transcript is spliced from 5 exons.